This is a messenger RNA of Didymodactylos carnosus, 663 nucleotides long. Lineage: Eukaryota; Metazoa; Rotifera; Eurotatoria; Philodinida; Philodinidae. The record is from the annotation of a GenBank genome assembly.
AUGUUUGCGUAUUCUGGUUUAUUCUCGUGUAUUGUCAGUGAGAAUACACCAAGCCCGGCAGAUUUCGAAGAUAUUUAUAUAUUUGCGUAUUCUGGUGUAUUCUCGUGUAUUCUCAGUGAGAAUAAACCCAGCCCAGCACAUUUUGAAGAUAUUUAUGUAUUUGCGUAUUCUGGUGUAUUCUCGUGUAUUGUCACAGGCCCAGCACAUUUUGAAGAUAUUUAUAUAUGUGCGCAUUCUGGUGUACUCAUUUGUAUUGUCAGCGAGAAUAGACCAAGCCCGGCACAUUCUGAAGGUAUUUAUAUAUUUGCAUAUUCUCGUAUAAUCUCGCCUAUUCUCAAUAUUUAUAUAUUUGCGUAUUCUGGUGUAUUCUCGUGUAUGGUCAGUGAGAAUACACCCAGCCCAGCACAUUUUGACGAUAUUUGCAUAUUUGCGUAUUCUGGUGUAUUCUCGUGUAUUGUCAGUGAGAAUACACCAAGCCCGGCACAUUUCGAAGGUAUUUAUACAUUUGCGUAUUCAGGUGUGUUCUCAUGUAUUGUCAGUGAGAAUACACCAAGCCCAGCACAUUUUGAAGAUAUUUAUAUAUUUGCGUAUUCAGUUUGUCCAUGGGAUCCAGAAGUUCCGAAACUUGCUCCACCUGUUGACGAAGAGUUUGAAGCGGGCUGA